Molecule: messenger RNA, 1128 nt
Organism: Plasmodium gallinaceum
Lineage: Eukaryota; Apicomplexa; Aconoidasida; Haemosporida; Plasmodiidae
Product: conserved Plasmodium protein, unknown function
Exons: 1
Coding region: 1-1128 (375 amino acids)
Cellular component (GO): cytoplasm; nucleus
Source: RefSeq, a predicted model, not a curated record
AUGAAAACAUUAAUAGGGAAAUACCGUGUAUUAUUAAGAAAUAUAUGUGAAAACAUAAGUUUUAGGAAAAGAAAAAAAAAAAACAAGUUAUAUAAAGUAAAUAAAAUAAUUAGCAUAAAAAGAUUUUUAUAUGCAUCUUCUAUUUUUUGUUUCAGCAUGCAAAAAAUUAUAGGAACUCAUUCAGGGAGAUUUCAUACUGAUGAGAUUUUGGCUUCAGUUAUGUUAAAAUUUUUACCCGAAUACAAAGAUGCAACUAUUAUAAGGACACGUGAUCAAGAUAAAUUGGAUAAAUGUGAUGUUGUGUUAGAUGUAGGAGGUGUAUAUAAUCAUGAAAUGAAAAGAUACGAUCAUCAUCAAAAAGAAUUUAAUGGAACAUUAGAUGAAAGACAUAACAUACGAUUAAGUAGUGCAGGUUUAAUAUAUAAGCAUUACGCAAAAGAUAUAUUUAGGAGAGGGUUUAAUAUAACAGAUGAAGAUAAAGUUAAUGUCUUGUAUGAUAAAAUUUAUUCUGCUUUUAUUGAGUCAAUUGAUGCAAUAGAUAACGGUAUUAAUCAAUAUGAAGGAGAAGAAAAAUAUCAAAUAAAUACAACUUUACAAAAUAGGGUAAGCAGAUUAAAUCCAAAUUUUUUAGAAGAUGAUAUUGAUGAAGAUGAACGUUUUAUGAUAGCUUCUAAUCUUGUUAAAGAAGAAUUUCUUUAUUUUGUAAAUUAUUAUUCAAAUGUAUGGUAUUUAGCUAAAAAUAUUACAAGAGAAGCAAUUGAAAAUAGAUUUAAUUUUCACAAAUCAGGGAGAGUUAUACAUUUAUCAAAGAAUUGCCCUUAUUAUGAACACGUAUAUGAUAUAGAAGAAGAAUUAAAUAUAAAAGGAGAUAUUUUAUUUUGCAUUUUUUUUGACAGAUAUAAAAAUUAUAGAUGCACUGCUAUUUCAAAAAAAAAUGAAAAUUUUGCAUUAAGACUUCCAUUCCCAGCUAAUUUUAGGGGUUUAAGAAACGAAGAAUUAGAAAAAGUUUCCAACAUAAAAGGAUUAACUUUUGUUCAUUAUUCUGGUUUUACUAGUGGAGGAGAAAAUCUUGAAUGCUUAAUAAAAUUAGUAGAAGCUACUCUAAAAGAAAAUAAUAUUGAAUUUUAA